AUGUCUCUCAGACAACAAUUCGAGGAGCGAGCCUCACCAUCGUCGGCAGCAUCAACGGCGAUGACGACCAGAUACGCGGAGCCCACUGCCUCUCCCGUCGUCCCCACCCUUCUCUCCGUUCACUCCAAGAAGCCCUCAGACAUUCUGGUCCGGGCGAUUCCCGCUGAAUUUGCAGGCCUUCAGGCUAUGCGGAUUGUGACUGUGUCCAGGUUUUGGUGA
Molecule: messenger RNA, 219 nt
Organism: Parastagonospora nodorum SN15
Lineage: Eukaryota; Fungi; Ascomycota; Dothideomycetes; Pleosporales; Phaeosphaeriaceae
Exons: 2
Coding region: 1-219 (72 amino acids)
Source: RefSeq, a predicted model, not a curated record